AUGUACAGCUUUAUGGGAGGUGGUCUGUUCUGUGCGAUCGUGGGGAACAUUCUGCUGGUGGUUUCCUGUGCCACAGACUACUGGAUGCAAUACCGUCUGUCCGGCAGCUUCGCGCACCAGGGCCUGUGGAGGUACUGCAUGUCAGGAAAGUGCUACCUGCAGACAGACAGCAUCGCUUACUGGAACGCCACUCGCGCCUUCAUGAUCCUAUCGGCCAUGUCCUGCUUCUCCGGCAUCAUCGCCGGGAUCCUCUCAUUCGCUCACUUCUCUGCUUUCGAGAGGUUCAACCGCUCCUUCGCCGCCGGCAUCAUGUUCUUCAUCUCCACGCUCUUUGUACUGCUGGCCAUGGCCAUCUACACCGGGGUGACGGUGAACUUCCUGGGUAAGCGCUUUGGGGACUGGCGCUUCUCCUGGUCUUACAUCCUGGGCUGGGUGGCUCUGCUCAUGACCUUCUUUGCAGGUAUAUUUUACAUGUGUGCCUACAGGAUGCAUGAGUGCAGGAGAAUGGCAGGCCCUCGCUAA
Messenger RNA from Megalops cyprinoides (Indo-Pacific tarpon), 522 nucleotides. RefSeq names its product lens intrinsic membrane protein 2.5 (gene lim2.5). Gene Ontology annotation, cellular component: plasma membrane. Lineage: Eukaryota; Metazoa; Chordata; Actinopteri; Elopiformes; Megalopidae. The coding region runs from base 1 to 522 and encodes 173 amino acids. The transcript has 4 exons. The record is from RefSeq and is a predicted model, not a curated record. Gene Ontology annotation, molecular function: structural constituent of eye lens.